Messenger RNA from Aaosphaeria arxii CBS 175.79, 1464 nucleotides. RefSeq names its product MFS general substrate transporter. Gene Ontology annotation, cellular component: membrane. The record is from RefSeq and is a predicted model, not a curated record. The coding region runs from base 1 to 1464 and encodes 487 amino acids. The transcript is spliced from 4 exons. Gene Ontology annotation, biological process: transmembrane transport. Lineage: Eukaryota; Fungi; Ascomycota; Dothideomycetes; Pleosporales. Gene Ontology annotation, molecular function: transmembrane transporter activity.
AUGGGUGCUCCAAGUUCCUCCUCUAACAAUGUUCGAAGUGUUGCGGGGCAACACUCUGAUAAUGAAGAGCGUCCACAUGGCGUCGCAAGUAGGUGGAACAACAGGAAUACGUAUAGUCACACGCAUUUUCGUGUCUACAAGAGGAGAUGGUUUGGGCUGGCCCAACUAGUCUUGUUGAACAUUGUGGUGAGCUGGGAUUGGUUGACCUUUGCUCCCGUUUCUGCUUCGGCCGCAGAAUACUUUGAUGUGUCUGAGACAGCGAUCAAUUGGCUCAGCACAGGCUUCCUGUUUGCUUUCAUUGUCAUAUCACCAGUUGUAAUGUGGACGUUGAACCAUGGCCCAAAGCAAUCCAUAAUGUGGUCAUCUGUAUUGCUACUGUUGGGUAACUGGAUCCGGUAUGCAGGCACGCGAGCAUCUGGAGGCAUCUAUGGAGUGGUCAUGUUCGGCCAAAUCUUGACUGGACUUGCUCAGCCAUUUGUGCUUGUAGCACCUACACGCUACAGUGACCUUUGGUUCACUGAGAGUGGCAGGAUAUCAGCAACGGCUUUGGCUUCUCUUGCCAAUCCAUUGGGUGGAGCUCUCGCUCAACUUAUCAAUCCAUUUUUGGGAUCCGUUCCUCACAUGGUCCUCUACGUCUCUAUCAUUGCCUCUGUAGCUACCAUCCCAUCAUUCUUUAUUCCCGCUGCUCCACCAACACCUCCUUCGGCAUCAUCCGCCAUCUCGAAGACCAGUAUUCGAGAGUCCCUAUCGCACAUCUCCCGCUCCCCAAGUUUCUAUGUCCUCUUCAUCACAUUCGCCGUCUAUGUAGGCUUCUUCAACGCUUUCUCAUCCCUCCUUAACCAAAUCCUCUACCCCUACGGCUUCACCGAGGACGAAGCAGGUAUAUGCGGCGCAGUACUCAUUCUCGUCGGUCUCGUCGUCGCUGCGAUUAGUUCUCCGAUCAUGGACAGAACGCACGCCUACUUGCUAGGCAUCAAACUCCUCUGCCCUCUCAUCGCCAUUCCCUACCUCGCUUUCAUCUGGGCGCCACAGACAAGGACGUUGGUAGCACCCUACGUGCUAGCAGCGGUAUUGGGCGCAUCUUCGUUCUCACUCCUCCCGAUAGCACUCGAAUACAUGGUCGAGGUGACUUUCCCAGCAUCUCCCGAGGUCGGUUCCACGAUCCUCUGGUGCGGAGGUCAACUACUUGGUGGCAUCUUCAUCGUCGUGAUGAACGCCCUGAAAAGCGGCGAAGCAGACCUAAAGGAGGUUAGCAAAGGUGGUCGGGGACAAGGCGGUGGGUCGAGGCCCCCAGGCAACAUGUACAACGCGCUCGUGUUCCAAGCUGCCAUCGCUCUGGCCGUAUUGCCACUUCCCUUAGCUCUCGGGAUCAAGAAGUUCGGUCUGAAGCAUGAGAAGGGGAGGUUAAGGGUUGACGAGCACUUGGAGGGGGAUGACGAGGCGCAGGAGGGUGCCGGUGCAUGA